UUGACACGUCAUCAAUCAGGAGACACCUCUUCGGUUUCUCUAUCCUUCUUUCUUUCUCUCUCUUUUCCAGCACCUACGAAAUGGUUCUAGAACCUUCCCGACCCCAAUCUCUUCCCCUACGGCUCGCGCCGCUCAAAAUCCAAUUCCCCCCAAUUCGUAAACCCUCGAUGAUCUCCUCCUCCUCCUCCUCCUCCUCCUCCAUGAAACCCUAGCCCUGAUCGUGCUAACCCUAACCCUAAUUCUCGGGGCGCGAUGUUCGGCGUGGUGUUCCCGGAGCGGAGCUACCCCAUCGACGCCUCCGCCUUCGCGCAGAUCGGGCCCCUCCACUGGGUGCUCGACGUGGGCGCGCUCGCCCCCUCGUACCGCGACGUGCGCGAGGUGUGCGUCUUCCUCCUCCCCUCCGCCGCCGCCUCCCUCCCCCGGGCGAAGAUCGGGGUGGCGGUGGAGGACGCGGCGGCGCUGCCUCCGGCGACGGCGGCGGAGGAGGCGGCGGGGAGGAGGGCCGAGAGGGUGGCGAUGCGCGUCGGGGAGAACCUCUUCAACUACAUGCAGUCCUUCUGCGGCGUCGACGGGAGCCGCCUCGUCGUCCCCAUGGACAUCCUCGACCGCUGGUUCCGCAAGUUCCAGGAGCGCGCGCGCAAGGACCCCUCCUACCUCAAAACCUUCCUCUUGUGAUCCCUUAUCAUCCCAAAUCAAAAAAAGGUACCACCUUUCUCCUCCUCCUCCUCCUCCUCCUCCUCCUCCUCUUCUUCUUCUUCAAUGCGUGGACAUUUUCUCAACUUUAACCCGUUUCGAAAUCGACUCUUUAUUUGAUUUGAUUUGAUUUACACUCCCCUUCCUCUACUUAUUACGUACGAAAGGAGCUAAAUCAAAUCAUUAAAAAAAGUCUAUUGGGCCGAUUUUGAUAGGGGUUAAAGUUUAGGAGGUGUCUAUAUAUUUUUAAUCUUGUUUGUGAGUUGUUUUGAGAUGUUAAACAUUUGUAUAGAGAGAAUCUAUCUUUAUCUUCUCCUUCUCUUUAUGUAUGUAAUUGAGAUUUGGGAAUGGUGAAGAAGAAGGGUAAUAAUUUUUUUAAAAAUGUUUUGAGUAAUUUGAGAUGUUCAACAUUUGUAGAUGUAUAAUCAUCUAUGAUAUUGGAGCUUGGUGGUUUAAUGGACCCAAUGGAAUUGGCCUUUUCUUUAA
Molecule: messenger RNA, 1179 nt
Organism: Ananas comosus (pineapple)
Lineage: Eukaryota; Viridiplantae; Streptophyta; Magnoliopsida; Poales; Bromeliaceae
Product: protein OPI10 homolog
Biological process (GO): protein import into nucleus
Cellular component (GO): nucleus; cytosol
Molecular function (GO): nuclear import signal receptor activity
Source: RefSeq, a predicted model, not a curated record